Cottoperca gobio is the source of this 7465-nucleotide messenger RNA. It is a transcript of the gene frmd4a, whose product is annotated as FERM domain containing 4A. The record is from RefSeq and is a predicted model, not a curated record. Gene Ontology annotation, cellular component: cytoskeleton; bicellular tight junction; adherens junction. Bases 448 to 3762 code for a protein of 1104 amino acids. NCBI's taxonomy places the organism in Eukaryota, Metazoa, Chordata, Actinopteri, Perciformes, Bovichtidae. The transcript is spliced from 24 exons. Gene Ontology annotation, biological process: establishment of epithelial cell polarity.
GGGUGCAUUGCUUCAGUGAGAAGAAGGGAGGAGGAAGACGAGAGAAAGAGUCAGCAGGGGCCACUAGCUGUGUGGGACUGGGACAGAAGGACCAACAGGGUUUGACCUUGAGCAGACGUCCGACCGCUGAAUCCCAGAGAGACUGAGAGGACAGAGAGGGACAGAGGCAGGAGAGGAGACUAUCCUGUCUCUCUGUGGCUUACCUCUGGAGAUGACCUAACUAUUAUCUCGUGGAGCUAGGUGGCGGCAUCAGGAGGACAAUAAAGGCUAAUUAUUUCUAAUUACCUGGGUCUCUAUGGAUUUGACUUGUAAUGGCUCACCUGUGCAAAUAAAGGUUUGUAAAUGUACCUGUGGAUAUCCUAUUGAUAUCAGCUCAUACUGCUAUACUGUACAUACCUCUGGAGUUGUGGCUCUCAUCAUCCCAGAGAGUGUGUGUUCAGGGAAGUAAUGGAGGCAGUCUUGUUGGGUCUAGACGAGGCGGUCUGCACUCGGCAGGGUCUGCUGUGGACUCUCACCUCAACAGCCCUCCGACGCCUUCGUGUGCAUGCAAGGAACCUUCCUGCACCCCUGCAUCUAUUACACACACAUAGGUGUGCGUCAAGACCACUCUAUCAGAUGACAGAGGGGAGGCGAUGUCAGGUCCAUCUCCUGGACGACAGGAAGCUGGAGCUCCUUGUACAGCCCAAGCUGAUGGCUAAGGACUUGCUGGACCUUGUGGCCUCUCACUUCAACCUCAAAGAGAAGGAGUACUUUGGAAUUGCAUACACAGACGAAACGGGCCAUUUUAGUUGGCUGCAGUUGGACCGCAGGGUAUUAGAACACGAGUUCCCGAAGAAGUCUGGUCCCAUUGUCCUCUACUUCUGUGUCAGGUUCUACAUAGAGAGUAUAUCCUACCUGAAGGACAAUGCCACUAUUGAGCUGUUUUUCCUUAAUGCCAAGUCCAUCGUCUACAAGGAGCUUAUUGAAGUGGACAGUGAUGUUGUCUUCGAAUUGGCUUCCUUUAUUCUACAAGAAGCUAAAGGUGAUUUCACCAGUAAUGAUGUAACCAGGUGUGACCUGAAAAAGCUGCCUGCUCUGCCCACCCAGGCCCUGAAGGAGCACCCAUCUCUCGCCUAUUGUGAAGACCGGGUCGUAGAGCAUUACAAGAAGGUCAGUGGGCAGUCCAGAGGGCAAGCUAUUGUAAAUUAUAUGAGCAUUGUAGAGUCUCUGCCCACAUAUGGAGUUCAUUACUAUGGUGUAAAGGACAAGCAGGGGAUCCCAUGGUGGUUGGGUCUGAGCUAUAAAGGCAUCUUUCAGUAUGACCACCAGGACAAAGUCAAACCCAGGAAGGUGUUCCAAUGGCGUCAGUUGGAGAACCUCUACUUCAGAGAGAAGAAGUUUUCAGUGGAAGUUCAUGACCCCAGGAGUAGGGCGUCGGUGACGAGAAGGACGUUUGGUCACAGUGGCAUCGCUGUGCAUACGUGGUACGCCUGUCCUGCCCUCAUCAAGUCCAUCUGGGCCAUGGCCAUCAGCCAACACCAGUUCUACCUGGACCGCAAGCAGAGCAAGUCUAAGAUCCAUGCAGCGCGGAGUUUGAAUGAGAUCGCCAUAGACCUUACGGAGACAGGAACUCUGAAGACCUCCAAACUAGCCAACAUGGGAAGCAAAGGCAAAAUUAUAAGUGGCAGCAGUGGCAGUCUGCUCUCGUCAGGCUCUCAGGAAUCGGACAGCUCCCAGACAGCUAAGAAGGACAUGCUGGCAGCACUGAGGGCCAGGCAGGAAGCUCUGGAGGAAACGCUUAAAAAGAGACUAGAGGAACUCAAGAGCAUCUGCAUCAGAGAGUCGGAGCUGACAGGAAAGCUUCCUAAGGAAUAUCCUCUGGAUCCGGGAGAGGAGCCGCCCGCAGUGAGACGGAAGAUCGGUACCGCCUAUAAACUGGACGAGAAGAAAAUUCUUCUAAAGGGAGAGGAAGAGGAGCUGGAGCGUUUGGAGCGGGAGUUUGCCAUUCAGUCCCAGAUUACCGAGGCAGCCAGGCGUCUUGCCAGCGAUCCUCACGUGAACAGUAAGAAGCUGAAGAAACAGAGAAAGACUUCUUAUCUGAAUGCACUGAAGAAGCUCCAGGAAAUUGAGAACUCUAUCAAUGAGCACCGGGUCCGCUCUGGCAAGAAGCCUACGCUGAGGGCGUCGCUUAUCAUAGAGGAGGCCAAUAUUGGUUCUGAAGACAGUUCAUUGUCUGACGCACUGGUCUUGGAUGAUGAUGAUCCUCACGUUACAGGUACUCCCACCUUCUCUCCAGUAGCAUCGCCUCAUAAGGGCCUCCCUCCUCGACCACCAUCUCACAGUCGGCCCCCUCCACCACAGUCCCUGGACGGCCUGCGACAUCUGCACUACUCACGCCCCGACUAUGAUAAAUCACCCAUCAAACCCAAGAUGUGGAGUGAAUCGUCACUGGAUGAGCCGUAUGAAAAACUCAAGAAGCGCUCCUCUCAUUCCAGUCACAGGCGUUUCCCAAGCUCUGGCAGUGCAGAAGCAGGGGGGAGUAACUCUCUGCAGAGUAGCCCCAUCAGGAACCUCCCUCACUGGAAUUCUCAGUCCAGCAUGCCGUCAACUCCAGACCUGAGGACCCGGACCUCAAACUACGUACAUUCCACUAGGUCAGUGGACAUCAGUCCCACACGUCUGCACAGUCUCGCUCAGCACUUUAGGAACCGCAGCUCAAGCCUUGAGUCCCAGGGCAAACUGUUGGCGCCCGACCCUGAUGCACACCCGCACACCCUGGGCACACUGGGUAGCCCUGACUUCUUCCUGGUCCCAGGACGCAACUCCAAUGGCUCUGACCCACUGGACGACUGCUCAUCCUGCACCAGCCAAAGCAGCUCAGAGCAUUACUACCCCUCUGGUGGACCCCCCGGCAGCAACCCCAACUACUCCACUCUGGGAGAGGACUCACCCUCCAAAGCCAGGCAGAGGCAGAGGCAAAGGCACAGGUCGGCAGGUCACCUGGGUUCCUCUAACUCUGGCUCCAUGCCUAACCUGGCAGCUAAGAACGGCUCUGGUGGAGGCUCAGGUGGAGGUGGGAUGGGAGGGGGACAUCACGGAGUCUACCUCCACAGCCAGAGCCAGCCCUCCUCCCAGUACCGCAUCAAGGAGUACCCGCUAUAUGUGGAGGGCAGCCCCAACCCCGUGGUGGUGCGCAGCCUGGAGAGCGAUCAGGAGGGCCACUACAGCGUCAAGGCCCAGUUCAAGACCUCCAGCUCCUACACGGCUGGGGGACUGUACAAGGAGGCCUGGGGAGGAGAGGAGGGAGGAGAGGGGAGCGGCCGACUCACGCCGUCGCGCUCUCAGAUCGUACGGACUCCGUCAUUGGGGCGAGAGGGUGGUGGAAGUGGAGGAGGGGGGAGGGCAGCAGUGUCUGAAGAGCUGCGGUGCUGGUACCAGAGGUCAUCAGGGAGCCUGAAGGAUAGGAGUCACUCACAUUCGGGGUCUACUUCCUCCGAGACAGGGUCACAGCAAGGCACUCUUGGACAUGGUCGAGGGAGUAGAGUAGGAACACUUGCCAAGGGCUCGCCAGCUGCAUCCCCUCACAACCAGAGGAGUAUGACGCCCUCCAGCGAACACGCAGCCACACCCACGCCCACACCCCCCUGUAGCCCACAGCACAUCCUCAACUGGCAGAGCGGGUCUUUCAGUGACAGCUGUUUUCUCAGCAGCCCCCUUUGCUCAGAGCUGUCAGAUGUGCAGUGGUACGGACACGAUAAGGCCAAACCUGGAACCCUGGUCUGAGACCUUCCUAUAGGGCCCAGAAAAGUCCCAUUGCUCUCUCCUACUGCCUCUCCACUGUCCCUCACUACUACCCAUCGACAACCAAUAACCUCAUCCUUAAGGCCCUACAAAAACCCUGCCCUGGCAGACUGGACAUGAGCCUCCCUCCUUCUUAAAUCCUGCCCUCCAUCCAGCUCACCACCUCUUUAUUAUUAUGCCCCUCUAUCACAGCUGGACAGGGGAAACACUCGCUGGUCUCUGAAAAGGGGCUGAUUUCACAGGACAGACUGAGAAGUGCCACCUCAGCUGUUGAACUGUUGCCCUACAGCACCACAGAGCCCGUUCUCUACUCACCCUCAGCACACAAGCAAUGGGGCAAAGAGGGAAAGGAGCGAUGGGAAGGGAGAGCCCAGAAAAAUAUCAAACAUACAAGUUAAACUCAACAGAACCGACAUCGGCCACUCCAGGAUCUGUUUCAUAUCUAGUCUUACCUGAACUAACUCCAGUGCACUGCCACCCAAUCAGAGGAUACCUGCUGGAUUUGAGCCACCAGUUGAAAAAAACCAAACAUUUCCAGGCCCAAAUGAACUGUGUUGGAUUUCAUUAUUCCCAUUAAUGUUGUUUGUCUUUUUUGUUUAUUUGUCCCUGCAUAUUUAUAAGAAGAGAAGAUUACACAGACUUUUCAAAAAACAAUCUGGAUUAACCAACAUUUAGAUGACAAAUUCUUCUCCUCUCAGUUUAACCCACAACCAAAGACAACUUACUGGAUUGACUGGUCACACCAGGGUCCCCGGGCUGGUGCACCUGCAGAAGAGUGACCAGUCAACUGUAUGAGAGGGAGUUCACAGUGACAACGUCAGGACGGUUUAUGGGACUCUAUCUGGGAUAUUGACGAGGACUAUAGCAAUAACAAACAGUGUACAAGUAUAUGAACUGGUUUGAAUCUACAGAGUGAAUUGAAGCAGGCAUUGUGCCGUGUUCUCUGCCUUGUGAUGCUUGGAGUAAAAGAUCAUUAGUGCAUCAUAGGGAGAAUUUGGAGUUGUGGUUAUUGGGUUUGGCAUUAAUCUAUGCUUAUUUCAGUGACUUCAUCAUUCAUGUUCAUUUAUUGUCCUUUCAAGAUUUCUCUGUCCACAUGUUUGUCCACAUGGUGCAUUGUGAUCAGUGAGAGGGUGGGGGGGGGGGGGGUCGGGUCAUUCAGGGGUGUUAACAUGGCCACAUCAACGUUUGAUGGUGGCUGUAGUUCUGAUAUAGAAACAGAGACAUUCUGGUUUCACCUUUUCACAUUUUUCAUUUUCACCCCUGAAAGUAAAAUAUUUCCGGCCGUUGACAUCUGUUGGCGUUACUUGUGCUUGAUAUUGAGGCUGUUCAGUGAUAAAUCUCUAUAGUGAAUUAUCUUUUCCAUCACAAGUGUCUCUUCUUCUCCGUUGGUCUUGGCUCUAAAGCGUUUCUCACCACCCCGAGUAUCUGUCAGUCCCCUUUUGUCGCACUUCGCUUUCUCAUAUCUCUGACCAUCUCUUCAGCAUGACAGCAGCAUCCCGACUGAACACAGACCGUCUGAACUCAAUGCCUGCUCGAACACAACACCUCAUAUUAUGCAUAAUCAAUCAUGAGUACAUUCUAUCAGUGCCAAACAUGUUGGUGAUUUACAUUUGUACUGUAAAUCAGCACUGGAACAGCCACUACUUCAAGCUACAAACAGUAAAUCCCCACAGUCUUUAGAGAUUGUAUUAAAACAGCAGCAGACACUCGGACUUCUCUAUGAUUUGGCUACAAGAGUAGUAGGAAUGAUUUAAAUGUACUUUGAAAAGCACAACAUUAACAGUGUCUAUGAGGGCUGGACCUACAAUCAGUGUGUUCUCAUUCUCACUCUCAAUAUUUUAAUAAUGAGUUGCAUCAAAGUGCAUAAGAGCACAAUGUGUUACACGAUAGUGCUCUUUUUAUCAUUACCGACAUGUAAAUGAACUUCAGGUCUACAAUAAUAAAUACCCUCACUGUCAGGGCAGAAGAGAAGCCAUAGCCAGAACUGAAACCAACUAUUCAUUAACCCUCCCAAAUGGAGAUAAUUAUUUUCUCACCAAUCAACGAUCAGAUAUUCAGAACAGGGUUAUAAAAGCACAUCUGGUUUUGUACGGAGGAAGUAGAACUCUGCAUGUUUUAGCUGUUUCUAAAUCAAUUUCCCUCAUCUGUCCCUAACCAGGCUUUGUGUUUAGAAUUGUUGUUUCAUUUUUGCAUAAAAUCUAAAUGAAUGAAAGAUUAUGACUACAUGUCAGUGAUAGAGAGAAGCGGACAUGUCUUUAAGCACCAUUACGGUUGGAUGAAUGGUGUAAACAAAGGAAAGACUAGGACAUGACUCCAAUAUGACAUUUUAAGAUUGCCACCCGUAUGUUUAGGACGUGUUUUCUGGCAACCUUAUACACGCGACACACGCUGCAGAAAGGCAUCUUGCCGAACGUCCGUGUGGUAAUAUAAAAAAUGAAGAUUGCCGUGCUUUCCUUGUCUUUUUUUUAUUAUCUACAUUCAGGAUCCAGCAACCAGUCUUUAAAGUCUAAUCGUGAGUUGAGCGCAUUGUUUUUAAUGGAUAAAUGGUGUAACAUGUUGUAUGGCGUGGGAGGAAUGGUACGCAUCUUACCCUGUGCCUCAUAGUGUUGUGUUCCCUCUAUCCACUGACACCAGCUGUUGUAAUCUGCCACUUUCUGGACUAUUUAAAAAAGGUUUAGCCCAAUCCCUUGCAUGGUUGGUUUUCCAAAAGUUAUCCACCCACCCAGGACUGGAACCAGAACUCCCUGGUUACCAUCUCAUAGAAAUGAAUUACUCUCGUGUACUCAAGUCACCUAUUAGAGUACAAGUUAGACCUGCUUUGCUCACUCAAAGUCUUCGUGUGCUAAAGACACGAUCCCAUGCAUGCCCUUCAGAUCCAAUGACAAAUAAAGACUCCAAAGAUCUUCAGCAGACUUCAGACUUCUAUACGCAAACAUUAGCACGUCUUGCUCCAUAGUGUUUACCCCCCCCGCCCGAGAAACUCCUAUCUUGACCUUGUGGUAAUCUCUGACCUCUGAGCCCGAUGUGAAACAGUGUGACGUCCCCUCCCUCUGUAGCUCCAAACACCAUAUUUUCUGUGCUCCAUAGAAACAUAUGAGGUUUUUGUAAUACUCCAAGAGAAAUGAACUAACUCUUUUAUCAGUCUUUUCCUGUAUGUACGGAGGGGCACUGUAAGGUUGUGUGGGGUUUUUAACAUUCACAUUCAUUGUUUUAACAAUGUUCCAUUUUAUAUGAACCAGUAUUGUUUUUGUUUUUUUGUUCUGACAUUGUAACAACCCUUUCAGGUGCUACAAAAUGACCAGUUACUGCUUCGUCACGUAGGAUCUAGACAUCUUCAUUGUUAUCAAUAGAUUCAAUUACCAGAUGUGCAAAAUUAAGCUUAUUUUAACAGACAGUUUAAUAGUAGAACACUUCCCCUCCCAGACAAUAGAGCAUGUAACUUGAUUUUAUCAGUUCUGUUCAACUGUAACAAUGCAUUAAAGGUGUUGUAGAAAAAAUGUGGAAUUGAUCAAAAAAAUAACUGAAUUCCACAGUUAAUUUAUUCUUUUUUCUAUUAAAAAUUUGUAUAGUAACUUUACAUUUUUCAAAACUGUGUUGUUGGAAAUUGAUGAUGAAUUUUCAAGAUGAGAAGCAGUGGUGUUCUUGAGAGUAAAGAAAAAUAAAUUAUUGAUGAAUGUUCUCAAGA